Messenger RNA from Populus trichocarpa (black cottonwood), 1678 nucleotides. RefSeq names its product protein NDL2. Lineage: Eukaryota; Viridiplantae; Streptophyta; Magnoliopsida; Malpighiales; Salicaceae. The record is from RefSeq and is a predicted model, not a curated record. The transcript has 12 exons. The coding region runs from base 307 to 1350 and encodes 347 amino acids.
GUCGAGCGUCGGUGACUCGCUAUCAAGUUGACACUUUAAAGUGUUAAAAAGAGAGAGAGAGAGAGAAAAUGAAUAAACGAUUGACAGAACGAGAAGGAUAGCUCAUAGGGAAAACAACCCUCAAAUUUCAAGAAGAGAAGGGAACGAAAAAAGAAAAAGAAAAAGAAAAACACAGAGGAAGAAUAUCAAGAAAUGGGAGAUUCAAGUGACUCGCUCUCCAUAGAUAUGGAGACGCCUUCUCUUAGUGGAAAGCGAGAGAGAGGUAAGAAGAGCUGGUCCUUCUUGGAUGAAAGGUUUACCUUUUGAAUGCUUGGUUUGUGCAUUGAUCACUUUACCAACUUAGUAGACCCUGUAAUUACGAUGGAGUAUGUUAUCGAAACUUGCUAUGGUCAUGUGUCUGUUUCUGUAUAUGGAGACCAAGACAAACCAGCUCUUGUUACUUAUCCUGAUUUAGCUCUAAAUCAUACCUCGUGUUUUCAAGGAUUAUUAUUUUGUCCUGAAGCAUGCUCGUUGCUUCUUCACAACUUUUGCAUAUAUCAUAUCAGUCCUCCUGGGCAUGAGUUAGGAGCUGCAACAAUUAGCCCUGAUGACCCUUUGCUUUCUGUUGAUGACUUGGCAGACCAAAUUGCUGAGGUUCUUAACUAUUUUGGACUUGAUGCAGUGAUGUGUAUGGGGGUUACAGCUGGAGCUUACAUUCUUACUCUAUUUGCUAUGAAAUACAGGCAACGCGUCCUUGGCUUGAUACUUAUUUCUCCUCUAUGCAAUGCACCCUCUUGGACAGAAUGGCUGUAUAAUAAGGUCUUGUCUAAUUUACUAUACUAUUAUGGAAUGUGUGGAGUUGUGAAGGAAUUAUUGCUUAAGCGGUAUUUCAGCAAGGAAGCUCUUGGUAGUUCUCAAGUACCAGAAUCAGAUGCAGUCCAGGCCUGCAAAAGAUUGCUGGAUGAAAGGCAGGGUUUAAAUGUAUGGCGAUUUCUUGAAGCAAUAAAUGGCAGGAGACAAGACAUUAGUAAUGGAUUGAGAAAACUACUUUGUUGCUCACUAAUAUUUGUUGGCGAGAACUCUCCGUUUCAUUUUGAGUCUCUUGACAUGACCUCAGAACUAGACAGAAGAUAUAGUGCCUUAGUAGAGGUUCAGGCAUGUGGGUCAAUGGUGACAGAGGAGCAGCCUCAUGCCAUGUUAAUACCAAUGGAGUACUUUCUCACAGGAUACGGUAUGUACAGGCCGCCAAAGUUAAGUGGUAGUCCAAGAAGUACUUUGAGUCCAAUUUGCAUUUCCCCGGAGCUCCUCUCACCGGAAAGCAUGGGCUUGAAGUUAAAACCGAUAAAAACACGAAUAUCUCUAGAAGUCUAAAGGAUAUGGAUGGUUGGGGAGAAUGCUUUUGUAAUCUUAUUUAUUGGAGGAGUUUGUAAUUUCUUUGAUUGGUUGGGACAUUAUAAAUGUUGGAGGAUUAGAAGAUUGUAGAUAGAAGGAAAGGAGGAAAAGAUACAAGGGAAAAAUAUUUAGAAAGAAAGCAGAUGUUGCCAUUCUUUUAUUUGUAAUCAUAAACUUCAGUCCAGGUUGAGAGUGGGUUCAGUUGUAAAUCCUUGAUUUUAUUCUAAGCAAAUAAUGACGGUGACAAUAAAGGGUGGGCGUUGAACAUGUGUUUUCACAGGUUUUAUAGUACAUAUAUAUUUUUUCU